Messenger RNA from Neolamprologus brichardi, 1669 nucleotides. Lineage: Eukaryota; Metazoa; Chordata; Actinopteri; Cichliformes; Cichlidae. The record is from RefSeq and is a predicted model, not a curated record.
CUGGCUUCAUAUAAAGCACCCUGCAGGGGUUGUAACAAGAAGGUGGCUCUAGUAAAGAUGAGGACCCACAUCGCUUCCUGUUCUAAGGUGCAGGAGCAGAUGGCCAACUGUCCCAAGUUUGUUCCUGUGGUGCCCACCUCCCAACCUAUACCAAGCAAUAUUCCAAACCGGUCAACAUUUGUGUGUCCGUUCUGUGGGGCCAGAAACCUGGACCAGCAGGAACUGGUGAAGCACUGUAUGGAAAACCAUCGUAAUGACCCAAAUAAAGUGGUGUGUCCAGUGUGCUCAGCCAUGCCGUGGGGAGACCCCAGUUAUAAGAGCUCCAACUUUCUUCAGCAUCUUCUCCACAGACACAAGUUCUCAUAUGACACGUUUGUUGACUACAGCAUCGAUGAAGAGGCAGCGCUGCAAGCAGCUUUGGCACUAUCACUGACUGAAAACUGACCGAGCUCACACCACUGCCCCCUCUGCACUUCUGUUGAUCCUUCUUGGAGGUCGAGGCUAUCAUCCACCCAGCACACAGCUGAGCCAGCCUGGUUCAUGGAGUGUGUACAGGAGCUCCACCACAGACUGGACUGGUGUUUGGAAACAUUCGUCACUGCUUCAUUUGGUGAUCUGAAGAGAAAGCUGGACAGUUUUCAGUAGGUCGAGGCUGUAUUCACAGAAGUCAUAUUAACCUGUUUGUUUUGAACAAUCUAAACAAAAACCUGAAACAUGUUUGUUUUCUAAAUAAAUUCCAGUCUGCAUCUUUUUGCUCUGCCCAUCGUCAGCUUCACUUCACAGCUGCAAUAAGAUCACGACCUUCCUGAAGAUGACACAUACUGCUGAUGUCAAACCCUCAGAAAGGUCAGGCCUUGACGGGCUGCUGCGCGAGGUUAGAUCAGAAAGCCAGUGAAGCCUGCAGAGUUCAGGUGAAAAACCUUUGCUUGGACAUAAUUCUGUGGUGAGCUGCUGGGAAGCCACUGACCUGCUGGUUAUCUGCUCAGCACAGCCACCCUGUGUCCCUCCUGGCAGAGCAGGUCACCUACUGACUGGAAGGUCGGUGGUUCGAUCCCCGUCUGCUCCAGUCUGCAUGCCAAAUACCCUUGGGCAAGGGACUAACCCCCGUUGCUCCCCGAUGCAUCCGCCCGUGUCAGAGAGAAAGCACUUCCACAGAAGAAAAGUGUUUGUUUGUGUGAAUGAGGCAAGUUUAGAAAGAUGUUUGACGCUGUGUUGAACCUGAUGCAGCCGACGUGUUUCUGCAGCUUUGGACACGUCUGUGUUUCCUCUGCAUGUAACACAGCCGCAGCACAACGCUCCUGUUGUUUCCUUUUGUCAGGUUUAGACAGCUGAUGACAUCUUUGAGCAGGUCUGACCUGUGAGCAGAGGACGUCAGUGAGCAGCCGAUGCUGAGGUUUAAUGAACUCUUUUCAUUGUUUUGAGCGUGGCUGCCAUUAGGUCACCAUAGCAACCCGAACACAACAGAGUUGUUCAGUUUAAAGUCGUCGGUGAGUAAAACGAACUGUGAUCAGCCCACACGUGAUGUAACGUCCACAGACUCAGCUGGACGAUGUCAGACAUGAAUGUCGAGGUUUUGAGAUGUAUCUGCGUUUGAACGUGGUGGAGUAUCUUCACAAUAAACAUAUUCCUACUGCGAGCACACGAAAUAAAAAUAAUAAUUCACCAGGUU